Molecule: messenger RNA, 2109 nt
Organism: Sesamum indicum (sesame)
Lineage: Eukaryota; Viridiplantae; Streptophyta; Magnoliopsida; Lamiales; Pedaliaceae
Source: RefSeq, a predicted model, not a curated record
GCCCUCUGUACAUCAAUAACUUUUUCUUCUCUUCUCUCGACCCUUGUGCAGAGAAGAAAUCCGCCUCUCUCCAGUGGGUUUUCUACUCCACACAAGCUGAUUUUCCCGCGCUGGUGUGUGGACAAUCUUGAAAGGUCCAGAGAGUUCAAUCGAUCGGAAGUAAGCCAUGGCAUCUACUUCAAAUCCAGUUCAUGAGAAGGACAAGGGAAAAGCACCAAGAUCGCACUUUCAACCAACAGUGUGUUUGGCGGAUUGGUGGUUGGUUAAGGUUGAACAUGACUUCCAAGGGUCGCGGCUCGGAGUUGCGGGGUUUACUUCUCGAGAGAAACAAGCCAUGCGAGCCUUUUCAUCUGCGCCGAUCCUUAAGAGAUAUGGUUUCUCUACUCUUGAGACCACUGAUGGAAUAUGUGUUAUCCUCGAUAGCCUCAUAAACAAAGUCCGCACUCUAGAAAAUGGGUUUUCAUCUGAUGUAUGCAACCAUUUCAAUUGCGGGUUUCCAAUAUACUGGAAGGAGUAUGAUGAAAUCUUCUUGCGUGAAGAAUCUCCCUCUAGUGGAGUUAAACUUCUUAAGAAGAGCAAGAAAGCUAAAUUUUUACCUGAUCCAUUGCCCCAAAAAUCUGACAGUGAAAUUAGUGGCUCUGUAGAGAAUAUAAAUAUGACCUGCAUUGCCUCUAGGCUUCUUCAAAAGAAAUCUUAUUCUGCUGGACGCAUUGUCGAAGAGCACAUAGCCAGUGACAUACCUCUGACCUGUGUGAAAAAUGCCAUGCAGUCAGUAACAGACUCAUUUUCUGGACGAGAUGUCAAAAUUUCAGCUGUUAAUGAUAAGAAUGAUGAUUUCCAAAGUCCUGAUAACGGAGGAAUCCUAUCUGCAUGUCAUUUGUACAAUAGGAGCAGGAGCAAACCAACGGCCAAUAAUUUGAGGAAUGUGAAGGUGCACAGUAAAGACUCCACAAAUGCCAAUCCCGGCAAAAGUCUGAGCUUGUCAGAGGAAAUUCUAACUCACACUGAGGGUAGAGUAACGACACGUUCAAUGAGCAAUUUGAAAAUGAAAGAGAAGAACUAUAAAGCAUCAGCUAGAAUAUCAGGAGUUGAGAAGAUCAGUUUAAAUUCUGUUUCAUCCACGGGUUCCGGAAAAGUAGAUCUAGCGCCUGGAUAUUGUGAACCAGGAGGCAGAAGUAACAUUUAUUCUGAGGUCAGUGGACUCCAUGGACAUAAAGAUCAAGCAAAAUUGGGUAAGUUGGAUGCUGGUUCUAUAAAAGAUGUGCUGGAGCAAAUCUCUGAGACUUCAAGCCAAGAUAAGGACCUGAGAAAGAUUAAAACUAAUGGCAAGUCACAGAAGGCAAAAAAUAAAGCAACAACAUCACCUAGUAUGCUUGCUGCAGCAGAUAACAAGAAGGAAAAUGUAAUUGCUGAAAAUAAGCGUUUAGCUGAGAUGAAUAACUCGUCGGGUAUGAAGACCAGAAGAAAAUUGAGAACUCCUGAUAAGGAAAAGGAGAAAGUUCCCAGUGCCUCUCCUCAAUCUUUGAGUUGUAACAGAUCUAGAUCAGGAAGAUUGCUGAUGCCUACCUUGGCAUUUUGGUGCAAUCAAAGGGCAAUCUAUGAUGCGGAUCGAACGAUUACUGGAAUUGUGGAUGGCAUAAACAUGGAGCAGCCAAGAAAAGGAAGUAGAUCUACACCCCGAAAGAGAAGGCAACUGAUGUGAAGAGUUUACAAGGACUUGCGGCUAAGUAGCAGUCACACGGUAUGCAGUGCAUGAACAGAUGCUUAUCAGCUGUAAAAGGAACUCAGGAUUGCCAUUCCCUUGGUGUUUGGAAGUUAGAAUAUUUCUUGAUGGCAGAAAUUUUUUGAGUAAAACCUGAUACAUCUUGGAAAAGAAUAGUUAGUCAUCUGUUUUUGGAAUUUGGCAUUUUGACGUUUCCGGCAAUCUGCUCCAAUGGGAAUGCUUUGUGGAUCCAUCCGUAGGUUCUUAUUGAAUCUUGAUACUUUUGAUUACCUAGAAAGCAUGACAUGUGUGACAUGCAUCGUAUUUAAAGUUAAAUGUUGUGUUCCUAAUUUUAUUAUGUACUAGGAUGCAUGACCAACAAUGCACUUGUACAAAUAUAUUUUUAA